AUGUCCUGGCAGAAGGAGAUUCGUCCAACUCGGGAGAACUCUAGUCUUCCACUCUACGACAACGCGCCCGAGGUGGCCGUAGAGUCCGAACCUCUCAGCCGCCGGGAGCAGCGACGUCAACGUCGCCGAACCGCGCGCAACUUCUCCGAGGUUGCUCAAGUCGCCACUGCCGAUGAUCUCGAGAACGAGCCCAAGGUACGCAAGCCCGCCAAGAAGGGUCGAGAUUUCGCUAACAAGAAACAGGAUGGCCAAGACGACGCCAAUACCACGGCCGAGAUGAUUGAUGACGAUAAUCCUCCAACACCUGGCCUCCAUGGCACAAACAACGAAAACCGGAACCACGAUGCCCAAAUACUCAACGGCCUGAACGCAAGUGUUUACAAGGCACCGCCACCAGGACAAGGUGAGUUUACCGCCGACGAAGACGAAGAGGCUAUUCCGAUGAUGACUUUUUGGGGAGCCACGAAGAUGGCUCUGGAGAAUCUAGAUUUCCUUUGUCAGACAAACAUCCGAUUACGAGAUACGGACUCCCGAGCAAGACUUGGUUGA
Fusarium vanettenii 77-13-4 is the source of this 549-nucleotide messenger RNA. RefSeq lists its product as uncharacterized. The transcript is spliced from 2 exons. The record is from RefSeq and is a predicted model, not a curated record. Lineage: Eukaryota; Fungi; Ascomycota; Sordariomycetes; Hypocreales; Nectriaceae. Bases 1 to 549 code for a protein of 182 amino acids.